Messenger RNA from Penaeus indicus, 1668 nucleotides. RefSeq names its product angiotensin-converting enzyme-like. Gene Ontology annotation, biological process: proteolysis. The record is from RefSeq and is a predicted model, not a curated record. The coding region runs from base 1 to 1476 and encodes 491 amino acids. Gene Ontology annotation, molecular function: peptidyl-dipeptidase activity; metallopeptidase activity. Lineage: Eukaryota; Metazoa; Arthropoda; Malacostraca; Decapoda; Penaeidae. The transcript is spliced from 10 exons. Gene Ontology annotation, cellular component: plasma membrane.
AUGAGAUCCCUUUACAACUCCGUGACCUUGUCUCGCGGCGCCUUGACCUUACGCGGCGAACGUGACGUCACGAGCUUCAUGAGGAGCUCUCGCGACCCCGAACUCCUGCUGUGGGCGUGGACCUCCUGGCGCGACGUCGUGGGGCCGCCCCUGCGCCCGCUCUUCGCUCGGACGGUCGAGGUGGCCAACGUGGCCGCCCGAAGGGGAGGCUACAGUGACAUGGGAGCGGCCUGGCAAGACGAACUUGAGUUUGGCGCCGGCGUGGACGUGCUGGCGGAGGUCAAGGCUCUGUACAACGAAGUGGCGCCUUUGUAUACUCUCUUGCACGCCCGUGUUCGCCACGCCCUCGCUGAGUACUACGGGGAAGGGGUUGUGGCGGCAUCGCUGCCUAUUCCAGCCUAUCUUUUGGGCGAUCUGUGGGGCCAAAAUUGGAUAGGAAUACUAGAUAUGAUUCUCCCCGAAGAAAACAACAGGUCCAACGCAUCAACAUCGGGAGAGGGCAAGAAAACCGUCAGGGAUAUGGUUAAGGAAGGGGAAAAAUUCUUUCUCGGUCUGGGGUUCCCGCCUUUAUCCAAAAAGUUCUGGUCAGAAUCCAUCCUCGGUGAUUCAGAGGCUCCGGGCAACACGACCUGCCAUCCGCGGUCCCUUGACAUGUUUUCGAAGGAUGAUUAUAGAAUGAUCAUGUGCAAUAUACAAGGUGAGGAAGGACAAGCAGUGGCUUAUCACGAACUGGGCCACAUCUAUUAUUUCCAGUCAUACAGUCACCAACCUACCAUCUUCAGGGACGGUGCAAACUCAGCCUUCCACGAGACUAUUGGUGACACCGUGCAGCUGUCUGCCAUGACACCCGCAUGUCAGAGUAGGUCAAAGGUCAGCGGGUACCAGGUGCCACCUCAGACGGAGGCAAACAGUAGGGACUCUAGUAACCUGUCUGUGCGUGAACUUCGGCACCUUCUGACGCAGGCGCUGCAGAAGCUCCCCCUCUUCGCCUUCGCUCGCGUGAUGGACGAGUGGCGGUGGGCUGUCUUCAGGGGAGAGAUCCCGGAGCAAGACUACAACAAAUGGUGGUGGAGGCUCACUCUGCAGUAUCAGGGACUGGCGCCGCCCGCUGCUCGCUCUGAACUGCACUUCGACCCCGCGGCCAAGUUCCAUUUAGCUGACAACAUUCCCUUUAUCAGGUAUUUCGUGGCUGUGGUGGCUCAGUUCCAGCUCCACCGAGGACUGUGUGAAGCAUCGCAGGGAAAGGGGGGGAACGGGGGUCGUCUUCACGCAUGCUGCAUCAAGGGCUCCAAGAAAGCUGGUCGUCUUCUGAGAUGGGCGUUGUCACAGGGCGCGUCCACCAGCUGGCAAGAGAUCCUGGAGGCUGUGACAGGAAGCAAGAAACUCGAGGCAUCUCAUCUCAAGAUCUAUUUCGCUCCUCUCACUUCCUGGCUCGAGGAGGAGGUGGAAAAACUCAACCUCACACUUGGCUGGUGAGGGUGAAGGGGGAGGCAAAAAGGGCAUGGAAAAAUAAGUGGAUAAAAGAGAGGAGAUGGGAGGAAAGGGAGAUGAAGAUGAUUAAAGAUCGGAGAUGAAGGAUUUGAUGAAACUAGGAUACGGAAAGAAGGAUUUAGUGCGAGUGUGGGAAUUUGCGGAAACGUUCGUCUCUUGUUCAGGUUACACGUGGAA